AGAACAAGUCCAGACUUGAAGCAACGUGCAGUUCCUUUUAACUAAUUUUAUCGACCAAUCCCUCUUAACAAUCUUAAACCACUUAUACAACCAUUGUCAGAUGAUUUUCUUUGCACUGUGAUUAUUUUAAAAAUGAGGAUAACUUUAUAUUUAGUGGCCAUAAUUCUUCUAGGAACUGGUAGUCAUUCUAGUUUAGUAGGCUGGAUUUUAGGCAGAGACAGCUCUCCUUUUAACAUUUUGAGUAGUGAAAAACAAUUUGACAAGCUUAUGGCUGUAGCAAAAGAAGAUGAUAAGAUUGAAGUUUCUGAACCUGAUGAGAGUGCUGUGCAAGCAAGGUCUGAUAUUCCAUUUGAGCUAUCUGUAGCUGAUGAAAAAUUCAUUGCCGAUGCACAGAAAUAUACGGACCUUAGUAUGAGCGAGCUGGAUGUCUGCCAGCAUAAAUUAAUCCUUCAAUUGAAGCAAGACUGCAAUGAUCUCUCAGAGGAAGAUUUGUCUAAGUUGGGUGUGAAUCUUUUAAACUGCCAAUCAAGAUUGGAAGGGCGGAGAGUCUAUCCAUGCUCCUCUACAAUGACUUUAAAGGAAUGUACUUCUGACAUGGAUUCCGACACCUGGAAUGCCUACCAUAUUCUAUCAAAUAGAGCAAGAUCAGUGUGCUAUGGUGCCCGCCAACAACAGUUUAGAGCACUGACUCAAAUGACAGUCAACAAACUCAUGGCCAGUUCUAGUCAACAAUUGGGAUUCAUUAGAGAGCUCAAGGCUGAGCAAGAGGAACUUGGAUCUUUGGCUGCUGAUACUUUAACUUCUUUGACCAAAGGUCAAGAAAAGUUGCUGGAACAACAAGACUUUCUGAAAGCUACCCAGCAGUUGGCUUCUCAACAGAUAAGCAGCACAAUGAGAGAAGUGUCAAGGGAACGCGCGGCCGCUUUCGCAAGCCAACGCCAACUCGCUUCCUUGAGUGAUUCGUUGAAGGAAACUUUGAAUCAAGCUGCUCAGCUAGCAAUGGAACAAGAAAACGAUCGGAAGAUAGCACAGCAACAUCUAAUGGACUCUUUAUUGAACAUCGAGGGUCACGUUGGCGAAGUUUGGAAUCAAUUAGAGGAAAGUGUUAGUAAAUUGCUCAGUCAGCAAGAUUACGCUGCUCACAUGCAGUCGGAAACGAUCGAGACUUUACAAAAACUAAACCAUACGUUCCAGUUUUUGCUUAGUGUGUCAGAAAACAGUCGUGAUCAACUCAAUUGGAUUCAAAGCUUAGUGGUUAAUACAGAGAAAAAGGUGGGAAAGUUGUCGACGUGGGUGCUUCACGUUUGCUACUUUCUAUUGGGGAUGCUGUUGUUAGCUUUCGUGCAAGCCCCGGCCUACAUGCGAUGGAUUUUUUUGUUCUUGGUUCCUAUCAAUUUAACAAUGGAUCUACAACAAGGUGUUUCCAUGGAUGCGCCAGCUCUCGUAGGCCUUCUUUUUAUGUUCUCUCUGGGAUAUCGAGUAUUUCUAUUUCUGAAAUCUCGAUGUAGUUCUGGUUCAGCCUCAACGACCAAACAACAGGAAAUCCAAUAUCGUUGUUCAACGCCAGAUGCAAAAAGUUUUGUCUCCGUCUCAGACAAGUCUAUUGAGGACCUGCUUAAUGGCUGUACCUUAAUCAACGACACCUUUGAUGGAGAUCGCACUCCCUUACCUUCUCCUUCAUUUGACAAGCUUUUGACACAUCAAAAACAUAAAAGCGUUCGGUCGAUUUUACAAGACACCAUGCAAGACGACGCCAGCUUCGCAAGCAGUGUUCAUCGCCGCAGUCCAAGGAGGGCACCGAGUUCAAAUUCGUUCAGAGACCUUUCUCCAACUCGUUCGGUGGUUUCCAACGUUUCUCUCAGCCAAUCGAGAAGUGGUACUCCGCGACGACCGUCUACACCUCGUCGUAAUUGCUCUGGCAAAUGCUUGGAUGGUUCCAGUUGCCGAAACGCUGCCACGAAAGAUUCAAUGUUUUGCUGGCAUCACGCAGAACAACACAAAUGAAUUUCUACUACAUCUUACCUUGGGUGAUUUUUUUUUUCUCCUUAAUUUCAACAAAUUCAAAAUGCUUUAAAUUUCCUUUUGGAUAUGUGGGAAAAUACACGAAUUUAUUUCAAAAAA
Molecule: messenger RNA, 2121 nt
Organism: Daphnia pulicaria
Lineage: Eukaryota; Metazoa; Arthropoda; Branchiopoda; Diplostraca; Daphniidae
Product: protein brambleberry-like
Exons: 10
Coding region: 133-2004 (623 amino acids)
Source: RefSeq, a predicted model, not a curated record